Psylliodes chrysocephalus is the source of this 708-nucleotide messenger RNA. The record is from the annotation of a GenBank genome assembly. Lineage: Eukaryota; Metazoa; Arthropoda; Insecta; Coleoptera; Chrysomelidae.
AUGUUAAUUCCGCCAAGAUGUGAAAUAAUUAAAUUUUGUCAUACUGACAUUAAAGAUGAGAGUAUUGUGUUAUCAGACCAAUUAUGCGACGGCGUUUUUGUAGCUGGAAUUUUAGUUAAACCUGAUGAUUGUAAUAGAAUUCCUGUUAAAAUUUUAAAUAUUAGAAAUGAAGCCGUAAAUCUUAAAAAUUUUGUACCAAAAGUAGAAAAAUUAGAUAAUUACAAUUUAGAAGAACUUCUGGCGAAGAAAACUCUGCGCAAAGAUUAUCAAGAAUUUGUAUCUUUGGGUUGCGAUAAAAUAGUUGCGAACAAGUCCAGGAGUCCCAUAAAUACACCUCUAUUCGUCGAGGAUGGUAAUGUUCCAAUAGUGCAGAAGUGCAUUAUCCCCGAAUUGCACAUUCUCCAAGGGUUUGUGAAUAAUUUAUUUUGGAUAGUUCUCGUACCUCUUCUCGGCAAGGAAAAAGCUCUGCUCUGGCCUCAGAAAUUAAAAUUGGUAUCAAAAAACUAUCAUGGAGAGGCUUUCGAAGGGAAUGCCUGCAGAACUUUACUCAAGCGAGCAGAUGUGCUAUUGGAACCAGAAAUCAGUGAACACUUGGGCGGAUUUCUAGCUCUUCAACCAUUCAUUGCGGAUUUUAGAGCUAUGGAUAAAAUUGUGCACUCAUGCUUUGCGGUCAGGAGGGUUAAAUCUGAAUUGAGUCAUCAUAAUUAA